AAGAAACUGACAGAAAGAGAACGCCUGUGAAGGAAGAAACAUCGCAGGCUUUUAUUCUGGAUGGUAGAGGACGUCCAGUUGUGUAACUAUUUCAGGGGAACUAUAUUUGAGAGAGAAAAAACGACGGACAUUUCGUUUAUUUUUUACUCAAAAACUGGUAUAGCAAUUUGCUUAAGCUGUAAAAGACAUUUAGAAGUCUAGAAGGAAAUCUGUGGACCUAAAGAAACUCAUUUUUACAUUUGACUUUUCUUCGCCACCUCUGAGGAAUAAUGCUUUGGAUUUUCUUCCCCAUUACUCUAUCCCUGGUUUCCUUUAUUGGCACAUGGAGUGUCUACAGCCUGGCCUACUCAAGCAAUCACGUGUGUUCCCUCAGUGACUGGAGUGGCAACUACUACUGCACAGGCAAUAACUCCAAUGCAUGCUGCUACGCUCCCACCAUCAGUGCAAGUGGAAUGAGCGCUCCAGAAAACUCACUUUUUACUGCCACCAUCAACGCUGGAUCCUUCCUGUUUCUGCUUUUCUGUAUAUUCCACCAUGCCCAUCUGAUGGAGAAACAUGCGUGUUACUCCCUGUUGAGCAAAACUGCUCUGGUUUUUGGAGUCAUUUCAUCGGUGGGGUCCUUCGCAGCGGGGAAUUGUGAUCUGGAUUACCUGCCCCUGCUUCACUACCUUGGUGCUGCUGUCAGCUUCACGUGCAUCUGCUUCUACACCAUCCUGCUCACUGCCCUCACAAAAAGGUGCGUGCUGACGGGAUACGAAAAGGUUCUUUAUCCGCUGCGCAUCGCCUCCACUGUGGUCCAGAUCAUCGUCACCAUCUGCUAUACUAUCUUGUUUGUUCAGGAAAAGUACUUUUACAUCCACCUUUCUGCUGUUUUUGAAUGGAUGCUGAGUGUCAACCUGGAGCUGUUUGAGCUCAGCUACGCCAUGGAAUUUCUCUUCUUCUCGUCCUUCAUGAUUUCAAACCUGCUGAGCAGGCGUGAGGAAGAAAAGCCAUUGAUAUUGACGAUGUCAUGAUAUAAGAGUGCCAGGGUUCAGCACACAUCCCCAAGCAUCGAGGAUGGGCUCAGUGAGACAUCUGUAACUACUGUUAUUGGACCCUGGCUUCAAGCUCAACCGUGAUGUUUAAUUGUUCCCUUUUUUCAUUUUUUUUAGAUGACAACUUUCACUUGAUCGUCUUUCUCACUUACCAUCUAUUUAUUGAAACACUAAGUGCUCUCAUAUAGAGACUCUGCCACAUGAACAAUUUUCCUCAAACACCAAGUUCCUUUUUCGGUAGAAUUUUCUUUCUUCAUUCAAGAUUUCUCAACAAAAUUACUUGAGAUAUGUGCAAUUAAUUACCAGACUGAGUUCAUCUGGUUCAAUUUUGUGGGGAAACAAGUAUGUAGCAUUGGCACUUUAGUAAACUGUUUACAUACCAAAUAGACCAACAUGUGAAAUUUCUCACGUGAGGAUUCUUGAUAAGGACAGGGAAUGAGUUUGCCAACAAAAUCCUUAUGACUUAGCAAGAUCCUGUUUAACUGGAUGAUUGACAUUCCUUUCAGUCAGUUUGACUGUUCUGAAACAGACGUCAUUGGCCGUACCUUCACAGUGUCUCAUCGUGUCUUUGUGAACAUAUCUUCACAUGGAAACUUAGGGACACUCCUUGUUUUUGUUUUUUUUAAUAAAAACAUAGAUUAAAUAUUUUCCCUCUUGUAAAACUUCUACUUGAACUUCUUUACUUUUGCUAGUUUUAAAAGGUUGGUGUGUACAUGGAGACGCUAGUCUGAGUUUAGUUGUAUUUUGUGUCACGUCAUUGAAGGUUGUGGUGCAUGGGUGCGCAUUUCUCAUAAAGUCCCAUUUGCUGUCCCGCUGCCAUGUGUGUAAACUUGUUCUCCGCAUUUGACCCAUCCCCCGGGGGAGCGGUGAGCUGCAAAUAUUUAUAUUUAAUUUUUAAAGUUGCAACCUUUUGCUCAUGUAAAUGAAAGAGUGCAAACUUUCAACUUUAAGAAUGAUUAAAGUAUUAUAUUUUCAAGAUGUUUUGUUACUCUAACAUGUUUUUUUAUGUUUUCAAACAUUUGCAUCAAUUCCUAUUUCAUUGUCUAAUGGAAGGCGGCUUCAACUACACCUUUGAAAAUGCAUCUUCUCUCAAUUUUUAAGAUUGAGAUGUUCCAACCUUUAAAUAUAAAUAGUAUAUCACGGUAACUAUAUUUAAGUGCACACCUUUUCCAAAAAAGUAAAGUAUGAAAAAGUGUUUUUUUCUUUAAUUCUUGUAAUCCUGUUUUCAUAGGAUUUGAGCUAUUACCCCAAUUAAUGGAAAGAUUAAAAAAUAAAUAUUGAAAUCAA
Oryzias latipes (Japanese medaka) is the source of this 2321-nucleotide messenger RNA. Its product is annotated as transmembrane protein 150A. Gene Ontology annotation, biological process: protein localization to plasma membrane. The record is from RefSeq and is a predicted model, not a curated record. Lineage: Eukaryota; Metazoa; Chordata; Actinopteri; Beloniformes; Adrianichthyidae. Gene Ontology annotation, cellular component: plasma membrane.